Bactrocera tryoni is the source of this 4464-nucleotide messenger RNA. RefSeq names its product allatostatin-A receptor-like. The record is from RefSeq and is a predicted model, not a curated record. Lineage: Eukaryota; Metazoa; Arthropoda; Insecta; Diptera; Tephritidae. Gene Ontology annotation, molecular function: G protein-coupled receptor activity. The transcript has 8 exons. Gene Ontology annotation, cellular component: membrane. Gene Ontology annotation, biological process: G protein-coupled receptor signaling pathway. The coding region runs from base 1 to 1005 and encodes 334 amino acids.
AUGGAUUUAUGGUCACAAACCAGUACUUGCAAUUCACACAGCAAUUCCGAAAAGAUGAGAAGCCUGGGUAUAAAUAUUACUCAACGAAGGGCAUUUAAAAACAAUUCAGUGGUCGUCGCCAACCAACAGAUGCGCUCCACCACCAACCUGCUUAUUAUCAAUCUAGCCAUUUCCGAUAUACUCUUCGUCAUCUUUUGUGUGCCCUUCACCGCGACCGAUUAUGUAUUGCCCGAAUGGCCAUUCGGCAACUUGUGGUGCAAAUUUGUGCAAUACAUGAUUGUGGUCACCUGUCAUGGCAGUGUCUACACGUUGGUGCUGAUGUCUCUCGAUCGUUUUUUGGCUGUCGUACAUCCGGUCACGAGUAUGUCCCUACGCACUGAACGCAAUGCCAUGCUUGCCAUCAUUUGUGCUUGGGUGGCCAUUGUGACAUCGGCCAUACCCGUGGCGUUAUCGCACUCCAUUCAACUAUACUAUUUCAAAGGACGUAAUUACACAGCGUGUGUCUUUUCAUCGCAUGAGGGAAUCUGGAAUCUCGUUGCUUUUCAGGUCUCUUUUGCCGCUUCAUCAUACGUUACACCACUAACGCUGAUCUUCUUCUUGUACAUGUGUAUGCUGGCACGCCUAUGGAAGAGCGCGCCCGGCUGUAAGCCAUCGGCAGAAUCAAGGAAGGGCAAGCGGCGUGUAACACGGAUGGUCGUUGUGGUUGUGUGCGCAUUUGCCAUAUGCUGGCUACCAAUACAUGUUAUACUCGUUCUGAAGGCAUUGGAUAUGUAUGCAUCCACGCAUCUAACGGUUAUUAUUCAAAUCAUCUCACACGUACUGGCGUACACGAACUCCUGCAUUAAUCCAAUACUCUAUGCUUUCCUGUCGGACAAUUUUCGCAAAGCAUUCCGGAAGGUGAGUGAGUGUAGCGCACCAUACUCGAUAAUCAACCCAACCCAGCAGAUCACCAAGACGACGCGCACAACCAACUGCAACGGUACUUCCAACGUGGAAAUGUUAUAAGCCAGCAAUGGAGAGUUGAUACACGGCAGCAGGCAGACGAAGGCAAACCGAAAAACGUGCGGCUAUAACAGCAUGCAGGCACAUUUAUGGCUGUGGCAUGCCACAGGUGGUGGUGGCGCUGUUGUUGGUAGUGUUGCGAGUGAUGGUCUUGAGCUACUGCUGCAGCUGCAAUAAACCCGAGGUCGUUAUUAUCGCAACAAAUUGAUUGAAGGAAUCUGCACACAUGCACACACAUAUACAUAUAUACGCUUACAUACAUGCAUGUGGACACGUGUGUGCGCUUGAAAUGCUUUUGAUGUCAAGCUUAGUCAUGUACAGAUGGCGGUUGGGGCUGGCAUAUGCUGCGAAAUUUACAUGCACGCAUACACUUCCGUAUUUGUAUGAAAUUAUUUAUAUAUAUAUGUGUGUGUGUAUGUGCACGAGUAUGUGUCAUAUGCGCUGCAAAGCAGCCAAGCGGAAUUGAUUUAUUUAUUACAUUUGCAUGUGUGUGCCUGCGUUUGGCGGCAGGCAGACAUUUUUAUUCGAAUAAGAAGCAACUAAAAAAUAUUGCAUAUACAUAUGAACAAAUACAUGUAUAUUUAGUUAUAUAAUUAUUUGUGCUUGUAUGUAACAUAAGCUAGUGAUUUAACUAUAUAGUGUAUGCAAGUGCUAUAAGUGUGUACAACAGCGGCAAAGCCUUCCCAACGUCCCCCAACGAGCAACCAACGAAUGCAUGCUCCAAUUAUCGGUUUCUUAAACAUUUUAUUCCUAUAUUACAAAAACAAAAGAGUAUAAAAAUAUAUAAUGUUUAAAUUACUUGUGCUAACAGCUUAGCUGUUGAGCAAGUGUAGUGAUAAAAUGUAUGCUUUGAAGCAAAGAAAAAAAACGAAAACAGAAAUUCGAAUUUGAGAGCGAAUUCUCGAUUGAUAGACAAACUAAAAAAUGUUUAGAGAUAUAAUUAAAAGUUUAAUUAUAAUUUAGUAAAAAUAUAAACCAAAACUAUAAAAGCAUUCGUUAUAUUUUUCUGUGAUAAAAGACGUCUUCGAUUCGCCACAUUUCAACUCGCUGCUUUUGGCUUUGCUUGCUUAUCAAAAAUUGACAUGUGAAAGACGCAACAAGCUAUCCCGAUCAAUUCAAUAAGAGGAGAGAUUCAAUGUGGUACAUUACGAAGUUUACCUUCUAUUGUAACGCCAUUCUUUUAUACCAGUCAGGUAUUUGAUUUAUACCAGGUGUUUGUUCGAUUCGUCACUCUCCAUAUAAUGGCAAACUCAAUCGAGCUAAUUACGCAUCGAAAAUCGUAAUUAUAAGGUCGACCAAAGUCUACGGCCGAUUCUAUCAAUUUGGUAUAAUUUUUGAAAUGUUAGACGAGUACUUCUGAAGGCUAUAACGAAAACACACUAAGUGAUCGAAUCGAACUGGGUAAAAUCAUAUGUUAAUUUAGAGUAAGCAUGAGGGGUUUAAAGAAGCACUGGGCAUAUCCUUUCCUUAACAAAUCAAAGUGACACCUUAUUCUUUAUUCACAAACCAACAAAUAUGCAAACUUAUGGACCUUAAUCCUUUGACAUUGAAUAGAGCAAAAAGUACACUUUUAGGAUCGAAAAGAUAUUUAAACGAAUCGAAUAAGCUGCAGAGUCCAAAAUUUGCAAUUUUCGAUGAAGUGUCUCUUAAGAUAACAGAGAAAGCUAUAAAGUUUGUGAUAAAGAACUGGACUUCAAUUCACGUCAAAAAAAUUGCAAUUCCGGACUUGAUCAAAAUUCUGUACUCGGUUAAAACGUAACCCAGGCGGAACAUUUAAAUCGAAGGAGAGAGAAAAAAUAUAUUUCAAGGAAAUUUCAAAAGCUUUAUUCUUUGUAACAUUCAAAAGGUAGUGAUAAGGAUUUGCCUAUCGUACUUUGAAAAUAAUUUUUAAGAUAUCGAUUUCGACGUAAUUUUACUUCAAUAUAUGCGAUUGAAGUCCUCUCUCGACGAACAAAGACCGAACUCUACCAAUUAUUCUGCUCUAUGCUGCAGAGGCACGGAUGAUGACAACAUCGCAUAAGAAGGACCUGGCUGCACUUAAUAUCUCGAAUUAAUGCCAAAUUGCGAAAGGAAGAAACAACUGACCAGCUAAUCUUAACUCAGCUAUAACCACGUAAGUGGUGCCUACGCCACUAACGAAGAAGUAUGAGAUUGAUAUUAUACUAACCAUAAGAAGGCUCAGAAAAGUUAGACUACUAAAACUCGAACUCACUGGUGGCAAAAACGUACUUGAGACAAUUUCCUCGGAGGCAAUUAUGGGAAUACUCGCAGACUCACUGAUUUAACUGAAGAUCAAAAACCCGGCGGAUUCCAAUAAAAAAGCAGGAUGCUUAACAUCGCUACAAGUUGACGGUGUUUCUAAAGUCGAGUCUUUUAAGUAGGAGCAGAAGAUAGAAAGCUAUAAUUUAAUGCUGAGCAUAGGGCCUAAAGCUGAAAAAGUCUCAUAUUUUAGAUGGAAACCAUUUAGAGAUUAUUCAACUACUGCGAAACUUUUAUCUUUAUUUUUUUUUCGAAAAUUGAUUUGAACUGAAAUUUAAUAGAUUAGAUUAUCUAAUUUUUUUUACAUAGCCAUUAGUUUUUAACAUUUAUUUUGGUGAAUUAAAGUAUUUUUUGUUUUAAUAAAACAUACACAAUCUCCAAAAGGCUACUCAGACUGCCUGCGCAGGCCGGACUAAUGAGCCCAAGCUCGGUUUGUGUAAGCUCUCUGAGUGCGGCCUAAUAAUUAAGUAGCUCGAGUAUUUACCAUUUUACUACGAAUUUUCGCUCGAGUUACAAAAUGUUUGAAUCAAUCGACAAUUUGCUCAACAAAAUAAAUAAAACCAAAACAAUGUACAAAGCAAAUAAUAACAAAGCGAGAAUCCUAGUUGUUGAUAGUUACUACUACUACUACUAAUUGGUAGAAAAAUAAGACAUAACCUAAAUUGCAUAUAAUAACUGUAAUAUUUAAAUGUACCGUAUAAAGUAUACAUUUACGAUAUCUAUGUAAGCAUAAUUGCGUAAGUACAAAAGAAACAAAUAUAUUGCAUCUGAAAUGCAAGUAAAUACUAUUGCGUUGGUAGCGGUGUAGAGUGAUAGCAUAAAAGUCGCCUAGACGACGGUAUUUCAUAUUGCAUUUUGUUACGUUAGGGAAGUAAGUUGAUAGUACUUAAUAUGUUUUGUAUUUUUGUAUGUUACGGUACAUACGGACACAAUUUGAAAUAUUAGAAAGCAUGCGAAUUGUUACGAAGCAUUUUGAGUAGUUGCAAACAAAACGAAAAAAAAACUAUUUAAAUAAAAAUACUAUAUUCACACAAAUAGGAGGAAUAUACCUCGAGGAACAUUGAAUUAAUACCUGUGUAUUCAAUUACAAUAUUAUUCCUUCGUGAAAGUACGAAAUUUUAGCUUUUAAAAUGGUACAGAGGUAGUUUUAGGGGUUGUUACUUAAUUAAAAAAAAGAUAAAAUAUUUAAAAAUAUAUGUAUAC